Molecule: messenger RNA, 4733 nt
Organism: Mus musculus (house mouse)
Lineage: Eukaryota; Metazoa; Chordata; Mammalia; Rodentia; Muridae
Gene: Rp2
Product: retinitis pigmentosa 2 homolog
Exons: 5
Coding region: 679-1611 (310 amino acids)
Cellular component (GO): plasma membrane; cytoplasmic vesicle; ciliary basal body
Molecular function (GO): GTPase activator activity; magnesium ion binding
Source: RefSeq, a predicted model, not a curated record
UAGGUCGUCACGGAGACCUAGGGGGUUGGGCGGAGAAGGGUGUUGGGCCUGGCGGGAGUGCUGAGGGUUCCUGGCGGCGGGGCUGCUCCCCUGGGCGGUGUCCGGGGAGCUGUUGGCCGAGUCACCCUGGCUUCCCGCCACCCUCUGAAAGGUGUCUGAGCGAGUGGGGUCCACUACCAAGACCCUUAGGCCGCACCAUGGGCUGCUGCUUCACUAAGAGGAGGAAGAGUGAAAAGGCUGAGGGAGAGGAGGAGCAGCCCAAGCUGUACAGCUGGGACCAGCGGGAGAAGGUGAUGUUUUGGGGAUCCCUUGCUUUGGGCCCUCCUCGGCUGCCCUUUGCAGCAGAUGAAAGCGGGCAGUUUGGCGGGUGGCCCACAACUGGCUUUCACUGGCGCGCACAGGCAGCUGAAGUCGCACGACUUUGGGGGCGGGAUGUGAAGGGCCCAAAGGAGGCAUAGAGUUAGUGGUCAGCCUAACUAGACUCCCAGGGCCUCUCUGUAGGCUCUGCACCCCGACUCCGGAUUCUAGAAAGGACUCCAGGGAGGGAAAGAGCCAGGAAGGUGCUGAAUCUCCAAUCAGCUCAUUUCACCAGCGUUGGCCAAAGGGGUUUGGUCCAGUGGUCGAAUUACACACGCAAGACUGGUUCUCAUCUUUUCUGCGGUUGAUCCAAAAGAUUACAUGUUUAGUGGACUGAAGGAUGAAACAGUAGGUCGCUUACCUGGAAAAGUGGCAGGACAACAAUUUGUCAUUCAAGACUGUGAGAACUGUAACAUCUAUAUUUUUGACCACUCAGCUACUAUUACCAUUGAUGACUGCACUAACUGUGUAAUUUUUUUGGGACCAGUGAAAGGCAGUGUCUUUUUCCGAAAUUGUAGAGAUUGCAAGUGCACAUUGGCUUGCCAGCAAUUUCGUGUGAGAGACUGUAGAAAGUUGGAAGUCUUUUUGUGCUGUGCUACUCAACCCAUUAUUGAAUCUUCCACAAACAUCAAGUUUGGCUGUUUUCAAUGGUACUACCCUGAAUUAGCAGCCCAAUUCAAAGAUGCAGGCCUCAGUAUCUUCAAUAACAUUUGGAGUCAUGUUCAUGAUUUUACACCUGUGUCAGGAGAGCUCAACUGGAGCCUUCUUCCAGAAAAUGCCGUGGUUCAAGACUAUGUUCCUAUCCCAAUGACUGAAGAAUUCAAAGCUGUGCGAAUUUCCACAGAAGCCAAUAGAAGCAUUGUUCCUGUGUCCCGGGGUCAGAGACAGAAGUACAGUGAUGAAUCAUGUCUUGUGGUAUUAUUUGCCGAUGAUUAUACAACUGCAAAUGCCAGGAAACUAAUUGAUGAGAUGGUUGGUAAAGGCUUCUCCCUAGUGCAGACAAAGGAAAUGUCAAUGAAAACUGAAGACGCCCAAAGGGUUUUCCAGGAAAAGGCAUCAGAUUUUUUACUUCUUCUAAACAAAGGUCCUGUGAUUGCCUUGGAAUUUAAUGGAGAUGACGCUGUACAAGAAUGUCACCUUAUUGUAAAUGGGAUGUUCAACGGGACAAAGAUGUUUGUAUCAGAAAAGAAGGAGACCGCAUCUGGAGAUGUUGAUAGCUUCUAUAACUUUGCUGAGAUCCAGAUGGGGAUAUGAAGCGGAUUGUGGUAUUAAGCCCCUUCCAUCCUUUAUAUACAGACAGUUUGAUAAUAUCCUUACAUAUGUUAGUCAUUUAGCAAUUAGUAAUUUUUACUAAUGCUAUAAUUGUUAAAAGCUAUUUUUAAAUAACUCUUUGAAUACCAUAUUAUUUACUUGAGUAUCUAAAAUAAUUCAUUUAAAUUGAGUAGUUUUAAUCAUAAACUAUUUAACUUGCUUCAGUAAGCUUGCAGUUUUAUUUCUUUUCAUACAAUAGUCUUAUUAGGAAAUAAUCAUGAUUUUAUUCCUAAUUAAAAGUUCUUUCAUAUCUCUGGUAAUUUAAACUUUCCAACUUACCUUAGUGCUCUAUGAUAAUUCAUUUAAGAAUAUAUUUUGUUUCUUAUUUUCUCUUUUAAUUUAGAGGCAUUUGUUACUAGGUGAAAUUAAAUAAACCUAUGCACUUUAAAAAAAUACAUACAUAGCCAGUUAAAUAAUCAUUUCCUUCUUGCAUUAUAUGACUAAUGAGAUUUUGUACAUGGAGUUGACAUACUAUUUUGUAAAUUGGGAGAUUUUUUUAAAAUGGGUAUUUGAAAGCUGAAUGUGGUCAUGGCAUAUGUAGUCCCAGGCUACUUGGGAUGCCUAAGUGGAAGAAUCACUUGAGUUCAGGAGUUCAAGAACAGCUUUGGCAAGUAAGAAAAGGCUAAGAUAACCAGCUUUGCAAAUACUUCUAACUGAUCCUGGCAUUGCUGGUUUAAGGACUACUUCCAAGUAGUACAGCUGAUUUCUAAGCACAACUGCCAGAUGAUUCUCCUGUUUUCUAAUAAGAAAAAGUUAGAUACAACAUAAAACUAUAGAACACCAAUGACCAAGCAGGGCGUGGUGGCACACGCCUUUAAUGCCAGCACUGGGGAGGCAGAGGCAGGCUGAUUUCUGAGUUUGAGGCCAGCCUGGUCUACAGAGUGAGUUCCAGGACAGCCAGGGCUAUACAGAGAAACCCUGUCUCGAAAAACAAAACAAAACAAAAGAACACCAAUGAGCAACAGAUUUGACAGAGGUGAUCAGUGUCUGUGACUAGCUAUUGUGACUAGCAAGAGACCUAGAGCAAAUCUUAUAAGUAAGGAAUCUUUUAAGUAAGGAACACUUAGGUAUGAUGAUAAUCUAGACAGGUUAUUCAAAAUCUCCAUCCAUUUUUUUUUUUUGCUCAUGUCAACUAGUGUUAAAGUAUGAUAAAAGUUUUGGUUACUUGAAAUCAUUAUUUCUCAAUUCUAUUUGAUAAUAGUAACUUCCAGGAGGAGGAAUGGGAAUUGUUCAGAAAUACACAUUGAUGGAUCCAGUCUAAAGGUGCACAGAUUCAGUUUUCAAGGGAAACUGAAAUAGGGUGUAUUGUUAUCUAAACUAAUCAGUUCUGAAAGUGCUGAUAGGGCGAUUUUAUCAUAUUUGGCAGGGAGCAAGAACAGCUUUCAUAGGCUCAUUUAUAGGACUCAAAAUGGAAACUUUUAUUUUUAUAAAACUGAGAUUGAAAAUGGCCACUUGUAAAAAUUCCUUCCAUGGUUGUUACCAAAAGUGUAUUUUCCUGUUUAAAGUGGUUUUGGAAACUUUCAGGCCAACUUAUAACUAUCAUGUUGAAUUGUAAAUGUGUAGAAAUAAUGCUUUUUUAUUUUGAAUUAAUAAUAUUGAGUACCUACACUGUGCCUAGCCUACCAUCAGCAUUUCAACAUUUCUUUUAUUAUAAGAGCAUCAUGUUCUACAGAGUCAAUAUGAUCUCAUAAGGUGCAAAUAAAAACUGCUGGCAGGGCAGGUAUAAUAAUUUCUAUCAUAGUUUACAAAUGGUCUUUGCAAAUAGUGAUCAGAGGCAUUAACGUUUCCCUGAGCUAAGCUAAAUUAAAUGCAUUCUUUUCUGCCUUGAUUAUAUUACUAAUUUUCUUUACCCACAUUUGAAAUAAUCUCAAUACUUGCUAUUUCAAAACUAAAAUGCAAUGUUAUAGGGGGUAUACAUUGAGUUUUUAAUCGUAUCAAUAAUGGUGUGUAAAAACUCAAGAAUAUUAUAUAAAGGAGACAUUAAUUUAAGAUUUUCCCACCAAAUUUAGUAUGUUAACCAAAACCUAAAACUUUAUAUCCAUUUAGAUGGGAACUUUUUACAAGUACUUUUAUGUUGUUUCUGCAAGUCUAGACUUCAAUAGUAAUCAUGAUAUACUAACUAUAUUUUAUUUCUGAAUAGUUUUUUAAAUUCAUGAAAAAUUAAUAGCCAUGAAAACUGAUUUUAUUGUCAUAUUUGUUUAAGCAUCUUAUUAGUUUACUUCUCUUGCAUUAAUAGUACUGCUAUAUUUUGGGUCUGUAUAUUUAUAUGUGGCAUUUAUAAAAUUAUCUAGUGUUUUAAAAAUACUUUGAAAUAAAUAUUAAAAUUAAAAUGGUUCAAUGCUACUUUUUUGAAGAGUACUCUAUAUUUACUCAUACUUGUACCAAAAUUUGAUAAAAUUUUUAUUUUCUUUUGGGUGUUUUGUUAUACAACUUUUAAUUUUAAAAACAAAAUAAAGUGGUCUAAUCUCUGUUUUAUACUAAUGAGAAAUGAACUGUUAAACUGCGUGUGUAUGUAUUUGAUGUAUAUAUGUGCAUGUGUAUAUACACAAGGUACUCUAAAGAAAUGAAAAGGAAGAAACAUAUUUUGAUAUAAGGAAUUUACAUCAUGUUUUCUUUGCUAAAAUAAGUCACAUUUUGUUAUGGGUGAAUAUUUGCUAAGAUUAGGCAUCUUUCCUUCCAUAUUUUAAAAAUAUGCUGGGUAUAGCAUAUACAAUUGUAAUUCUAGUACUCAGGAAUUCAAGGCCAGCCUAGGUUAUAUAUUGAAUUCCAGGCCAGUCUGGGCUAUAUAGCAAGAGCCUGCCUCAAAAAAUAAAGAAGUGUGAUAAAUUUUCAUUCAGGCUUAUAAAAGUAGAUGGUAUUUUUUAUUGUCAAGUUUACCAGUCUUUGUCCUCCUUUCCUAUCUCACAAAACAAAUACUGAAAGUGCAAAUUGGUUUGUUUGUAAAAAGAUAACAUUAUGUUUAUUUCUACUUAUAAAGGUUCAACAAGUACAUUAAGAACAUUUGGAGCAUUGAGAACAAGCAGAAAUGAUAACACAAUAAUAAAAUUGCUUCCUGUUGGAUAUUU